Ruditapes philippinarum (Manila clam) is the source of this 3137-nucleotide messenger RNA. RefSeq lists its product as uncharacterized. Gene Ontology annotation, molecular function: protein binding. The transcript has 11 exons. Gene Ontology annotation, cellular component: membrane. Lineage: Eukaryota; Metazoa; Mollusca; Bivalvia; Venerida; Veneridae. Bases 187 to 2520 code for a protein of 777 amino acids. The record is from RefSeq and is a predicted model, not a curated record.
UCCAUCGUCUAAUCUCGCGUUGCGUAUAACACAAUAUUAUUUGAUUUGUAUGCGCAUAACGAAACAGCAGUACAAUUUGGACAUAAUUGUGAGAGCUAUAUUAAUUAAAAAAACGUGUUUUUUUUAUUUCAUAUGGUUAUAGUUGUAAGUCAGUUUUAAAAAGCAGAUUAUUAAAGGAAUAUAUUAAUGACAUAUGAGCUUUCAACGUGCAUUCUUAAAAUGAUCUUAUUGUGCAUCGUGAUUUUGUCGUCUGUCACCAUUCAAACAGUUAAAAGUCAAGGGGAUAAAGAAUGUGACUGUAAGGGAUUUGGAUUAGUAAAGGAUCUAGUACUACAAGUGGUGAUGGAACAACGAAUGGAGUCUGCUAAACUUAGUAGAUUAGAAGCGAGGCUAAAGACAUACGAGACAACUUGGCCAAUUCUAAAUGAUCGUCUGAAAGGGUUAGAAAAAAACUUAAACGAUAUCAAUAUGAAAUUUAAUGAAACAGUAACUGGGGCAAAGGAUAAACAAAUGGGAUUCAAUCGCGGCAUUGGUACUAUUGUUCAGAAGGCGCUAAUCUCGGAGAAAAAAGAAAGAAAAAAAUUGGUUUCAAGCAUGAAUAAAAUAGUUAAUGAAUACAAGGACAACGUCGAAACGUUCAAAGUUGCGAUUAACAAGACCAUCGACAAACGUUUCCAAGACAUAACUGCUAAGCAAGUGGACUAUAAGGCCACCAUUGAAACGUACAAAGAAGCGAUUAACAAUACCAUCGACAAUCGUUUCCAAGAUAUUGCAGCUGAACAAAGGGAAUAUAAGAACACCCUUGAAACGUUCAAAGUUUCGAUUAACAAAACUAUAGACGAACGUUUCGAAUAUAUAUCUGCUAACCAAAUCAAGUACAGGAAUGAAAUUUCAUUAGAUCUUAUCACAAUAAACGAGACGAGAUAUAUGGUAGAUACACUUGGUAAAAUAGUGGAAGGAGGCCAAGUUCGAUUAGUUAACGGCUCGAAUCAGUAUGAAGGGAGACUAGAAGUAUGGCAUGAUUGGUCUUGGGGAACAGUAUGCGGUGAUGGGUUUGAUACGCUAUCUGCAAGUGUCGUUUGUAAGAUGCUUAAUUUUCAACACACUUCUCCUCGAGUAUACGGGUCCGCACAAUUCGGUGCUGGAGCAUCACUUAUACAUUUAGACAAUGUUGACUGUAAAGGAAAUGAAACAAGCAUAACGCAAUGCCGGCAUAACGGGUGGGGAAUAAAUGAUUGUGAACACCGCGAAGAUGUUGGUAUCUCAUGUACACCAGAUCAUUGUAAAGUGCCGUAUGAGUUUGACACACGUCUGUCAAUAUCUGACAGAUCACAUGCCAGUCUCUCCGGAGGUUCUGUGGUUGAGGUGGGGGACAAUGUUUACUUCAACUGUUCAAAUUAUGAAGAUGAUAUGCACGAACCUGUAAAUAGAAGAUUCAAGUGUAUAAACGGCCAGUGGAUUGAGGAUGAACGAGAUAAAUCAUGGAAGUUUGGAAAUAACGGAUCUUUUCCCAAAUGCAGAAAAACAAGAUGUGAACCGGAUUGUGAAAAUGGGGGUGUUUGCUUGAGGGAUGAUGAAUGUAAAUGCAAGCAUUUUACAUCUGGAAAACGUUGUGAAAACGUUAUUUGUGAUGAUGAAUGCUAUGCUAAUAAUGGCGAAUGUGUUGGUCCUGGAAAAUGCCAAUGCCCUGAGGGUAAAUUUGGAACUCACUGCGAAAAUAGUGCAUGUAGACUUCCUGAAAAUAAAAAUAUGGCGAAUUUAACCACUCCAGGAACCUAUUUUGCUAUUGGUGAAACAGUUCGCAAUUUUAAGUGUCAAAUGGGUCAUUUUCCAUCACCUGACCGAGGAAUGACCUGCCGAAGUGAUGGAUCAUGGUCAGAUAUAGUAACUUGUGAAAAGGGUAAAAUGUACAUGAUCAGUACGAAAACGGGAACACGUACCGGUGCCGGUACAGAUGCCAAUGUUUACAUUACACUGUUUGGCUCUAAAGAAAGUACAAGAAGAAUAAAAUUUGUUGGGAGUUUUGAAUUUGGUAAAGUCGACGAGAUCAGAACAUUUGCCAGAGAUGUAAGACCAAUACACAGUGUACAGAUCGGACAUGAUGGUGAUAACAUCUUAUCUGAUUGGGACCUGGAAUAUGUAUCAAUAUAUGAUGAACAUAUGGAGGAAUUUUAUGUUUUUAGAAACAUUAAACAACAAUGGGUAAAGGAAGGAAGUGAUCUGACCUUGGAGAGGGAAGGAAAUCAGUCAUGCAUCAACACAUUCGGCGAGAAAUAUAUAUGGUUUCCUAGAUGGAGGAAAAUUAAUGGGUUUUUUCUUGGCAAAGGGCCAGGGAUGAGUCGUAGAGCGUGUAAACAAGCUUGCAUCAACUGGAGUGAGAACGUGUGUAACGGAGUCUAUCGUGAAACACGUCGUAGUAGUUGUUACGGUUUCUCUGAAACGCGUGAUGAAUACUUUGAGGUGAAAAAUAAACAUUGGAAAGGAGAACUGUUUUUCAGAACAUGUAAGAAGUUCAACUGAAGGGAUUAUACUAUAAAAUUGUCGUCCCGUCUUAUUGUUGAUAGGUCAUCUUUUAAAUUAUUAUUACAUAUAGAAGAAAACUGUUGAUUAUAGUGUAUUGACUUAUCAGUUUGAAAAACUGUAAUUUAUUCUUAGCGAAAACUGAAACUGUUUUUUAAAGUUUUUGUCACCUAUAUUACUUAACCUUUCUUUUAACGAAACACCUUACCUAUAUAAGUAAUCAGUUUAAAAUCAUUUGGUGAAAAUUAAAACAUUUUUUUCUUAUUGCAACAUACUUAAAGUAGACAAAAGUGAAUUGAAUAAACAUGUUAAUAAUAAUCAGUUAUAUUAGAAAAACUAGGCACAUUGUUUGAUUAAGCAUAUAUUGAGAACUUUUCUUUGACAAAGAAAAUAACUUUACUUUUUAUAUAUUGAAAAAUUACGUUGCUGUGUUUUGGUAUACAUAAUUGUCUUUCCAAGGAUGGUAUAUAAUCAGUCGAUAGAUUUGUUCUUUUCGGUAGUUCUGUCCUCUUACAGCACAGAAUAAACUAUGUUGUAUAAAAUGUAAAACGUUGUCCCUUUCCUCACAUGUCUGCCCAUACAAUUUAUUCUUUCUGUUACAUAAUCAAAAUAAAUAC